UCGUAACUUACAACUGAGCGACACAUAGGUAGGGAGCUGGCCUCCGUGAUAGGUAAAUAAGUGGAAGCUGUGGCAAGUUCGACAUAAAAAUAACUUCAUUGUCAUUACGGAUAAAUCCGAUCGGAUAAUUGGACAAUGUUUGCCGAAUAAGAACCCAUUACGUCAGGUGAUUUGUUGUGUUGUUAUCGAGUUCCAGCAAGAUAAAAAGCAACCGAGCUAGCUUGCUAGCUAGCCAGUCAGCUAACAUGUUUGUGCAGGAGGAAAAGAUAUUUGCUGGGAAGGUACUGAAGAUUCAUGUCUGUACCAUGGAAGGGACGGAGUGGCUUGAAGAGAUAACCGAGGACACUACAGUUGAAAAGCUCAAAGAGAAUUGCUUAAAACACAAUGCACAUGGAAGUCUGGAGGACCCAAAGGCUGUGACACAGCACAAACUCAUCCAUGCUGCUUCAGAGAGGGUACUUGCAGACACCAAAACCAUUGCAGAGGAAAAUAUCAGAGAUAAAGACGUUUUGCUUUUAGUAAGGAAGAGGCCCCAACCUCCCGCACCCAAAAUGGCAGACAUAUCAGGGGAAGAGAAGAAAAAGCAGGAGAACAAGGCUCCGGACAAAGAAGCGAUCCUGAAGGCAACCGCCGGACUCUCCACCAGAGAAACCGACCGCACAGUCGCGCAGCACAACAUCCGAGAUUUCCAAACAGAACUCAGGAAGAUCCUUGUCUCGCUUAUUGAAGUGGCUCAGAAGCUGUUGGCAAUGAACCCUGACGCCGUAGAACUGUUCAAGAAAGCCAACGCCAUGCUGGACGAGGAUGAGGAGGACCGGGUCGACGAGACGGCGCUCCAUCAGCUGACCGAGAUGGGGUUCCCCGAGAGCCGGGCCAUCAAGGCCCUGCGUCUGAACCACAUGUCGGUGACGCAGGCCAUGGAGUGGCUCAUCGAGCACGUGGAUGACCCCGCGCUCGACACCCCCCUGGCGGGACAGGAGACGAGCGGGGCGGCCGCGGCCCCCGAGCCCCCCGUCACCACGGCAGCAGGUGCCGCCGCCGCCCCCGCCCCGCCCCUGCUCAAGAGGGUCUCCUCCCAGUCCAGCACGGAGGACGGCAAGCCCGACGAGCUCACCGAGAUCUUCAAGAGGAUCCGCAGAAAACGGGAGUUCAGGCCGGACUCACGGGCGGUGAUCGCGUUAAUGGAGAUGGGCUUCGAUGAGAAGGAGGUGGUCGACGCCCUUCGUGUCAAUAACAACCAGCAGGAUGCCGCGUGCGACUGGCUCUUGGGAGACAGGAAGCCAUCGCCGGAGGACCUGGAUAAGGGCAUCGACACCAGCAGCCCCCUGUUCCAGGCCAUACUGGAGAACCCUGUGGUGCAGCUGGGCCUCACUAACCCCAAAACCCUGCUCGCCUUCGAGGACAUGCUGGAGAAUCCGCUCAACAGCACCCAGUGGAUGAACGACCCGGAGACGGGCCCGGUCAUGCUCCAGAUUUCUAGAAUCUUCCAGACGCUUAACCGCACGUAGGGCCUGGCUUCUCCGGGGCGGAGGGGACCGGGGGCUGUAAGGGAGUGGUGUGUGCGGUGACUAAAACCUCCGUCGGAUUCGCAGAUUUGGAGCUCGCCGAGGAGUGUGUGUGUGUUAUGAGUAAUGGAAAUAGGACUGCUUAAGGUUCCACAAAGACUAUUGCUCUCGCUCUUGCUCUUGCUCUCUAUUAAUAUAUAUGUAUAUGUAUAUUUAUAUGCUUGUAUAUAAAUAUAUGCAAGCGUAUAAUAUAUAUGCUUGUAAAAACAAUGUAAACUAUCAAUUAUUGUUUUUUGUUUUUUACAUUUUAACAAGAAACAUUUUGAGUUCGAAUAGAUUUUUAACUACAUGUCACCCUGUCAAAAAAAAUGACAGAAGGUCAUCAAACAAAUGUUUACACUUCCAGAAAUGGCUUUGUUGUUUUUUGUUGGUUAUCAUUUUUAAAGUGUCUGUCUGUGGCAUCUUUGUUACUCUCACAAUUGUACGUAUGUUGUGAGGGAUGAAUGUGCUUAUUUUCCGUCUCCUGUUUAGCUUCGUCUCGUUUAUGUGUGAGUGUGUAACUAUAUAACACCUGUGCGCAUGUGAAGUGGUGGAGAUUGAAUGCAGAGAUGAGAGAAGGUCGAUCUCAUUUCUUCUGUAGAAUCCAUAGAUGUUCCAGCAUUCCGGAAAGCCAAAGGAUCAACAGUGGAGUUCCAUGUAGGAAGUAAAAGUGGCUUAAUAGUCGCUGGUCCCACCACUGGCUACCUAAUACUGGCCUUCUUACCCUAUUUCACAUGCCAGUCAUUUGUUUUUCAUAUUUAAAAGUUGUAUGUCAACGGCCCAGACCAGCUCUAGUCCCUACUCUUGUAACCAAAAAAAUACAAAAACCCAAAUUCCCAUUUACAUAAGCAUGGAACAGAAAGUAGUCUUUUUGAAACUCCGCUGUUGUUUACUUUAGCUUGGUGGAUAUGCCGUUAAACCCUGAGAGCACCAGUGCUGAAGGUUACCUGACCCCAGCUCUGUGUACAGCCCGGUGGGAUGAGUCAGUAGGUCUGGUACAGUAGAAGUGUCCUCCCCACUCAGUCAGGGACUGAGCCUUGACAUUUUAAGUUUUUGCUUUUUCUAGGACUAUUUAUUUAAUUAACAAGCCUUGCCUUUUAGGUUUAAGUUGUUUUGUGUCUGUCUUUUUAUAUAGAUUUUAGGUCAUGGGAUUUGUUUGUCAUUGUCUGAACGAUUCCUCACGACAGUGACCAUUAGCUAGGUCACGAUUGUCCACGUUCAACCACUCUCCACUCUGGCAUGCUAUAUCUUCUAUUUAAUUUUUUUUUGCAUUUCUGUCAUGUCUGGGAGUCAAAAAUAACUUUAUUUACAAUGCUUUUUCAAGAGUGACUCUGCAAGGUGAUGUGGGAAAUUUGCUGUUUUUGGUAAAUAAACCCCCCUACUCACAAUACAGAUUUCAGUGGAAAUGAAAGUUAAAUAGCAUUUUAUGAUUUGGCGCAGUGCAUCCUGUUACAUCAGGAAUGGGCAAAAACAUUUGUUUAAGUGAACCAUCACCCUUUCACAGCUAUGCACUGUGUCCCCAUAGCUGAUUGUACAUUCAGUUAAUUAACGUGGCUCUCUCAAUGACCAAAUCUCAGAGAGUUCCUGUGCACUGCAUGCUCGAUGAGGAGAGAAAUGGGGGGAGCUCCACGAAUCUUUUGAAACCGCAGAGAGGCGAACCUCCUCCUUCCUCCUGCUCAAGUUGACCCAGUGCGAGUAUUAUCGGGUGCGUGUGGUGCAUAGUGCCUACAGUCCCCCAUGCUCUCCUGCGGAUGCUGAACUCUCCGGAGCAGACUGCGUAUACCAGCUUCAGUGUGGGGGGACAAAGGGAGCCAGGAGAGCUGAGGGUGGCUUAGCCAUCGAAAUGUGUAUUCCUCAGGUGCUCUGGCACCCUGCUCUUCUCUGUUCAUUUUUCAGGACAUGCUUUGGUACACAAUGCCUGUAGUCUCUUAAAAAAAACACAUAUACUGUAGAUGCUGGAAAUGUGACCCGUUGCUCUGAAUACGAGGACGCGGUCGAUAAAUCCACCAUGGCCUCUCAUGACUUGUGUUGGGUUGCAUUUGUUGGUAGUCAUGCUGAAUUUGUUACUGAAUGUGCCUCUACUGGUCAGGAAUCAACUGUCAAGCCUCAGUAUGGCUCCCGUAUUUGAUUGGGUUUUCUGAUCUCAAAUAAUAAUAGGUUAUGAUUUGCAUCGAUGUGCUGUCUGUUUAUUUAUAUAUUUAUAGUGUAAUUGAAAAAUAUAAAAUGAUCAGUGUUUACAGUGUUCACGAUACCCCCUGUCACCACUCUCUCUUGUCUCUUCGGGGUGUUUCUGUUCAGCGCUCAAACCUGAGCAAGCCAGACCGUGUUCCUUGAAUUAAUCAGUGGUCUCCUCCUUAUCUGAUCAGACAAACCGCCCACCCUCCCUACCUUGUUUUUUUGUUGUCUAAAAUAUUUUUUAUUUUUUAAAUGCCACUCCUCCCUGUGCCAAAUUACAGUAGGGUGCUGAAACUAUAAUUAUGUGAGCGUGUUUCCUGAGGAAAUUUUGAAAACUCUGCAUUGACUUUGGCCUGGCAUUUCCCCAAUUAUUCUCCUCAUUGCCACCAUGGUAAUCUUUCUACUGUGACUGUGACUGACUGUGGCACAAGUGGAUAUCCAACUAAUCGGAUCGAUCCCACGGCAGGAACAUUGUAGGCUGGAAUCCCAUCAUUGUUCUGGAUGGUAUUGUGAGGGAACUCCACAUUUAGCCAUUCCGAAAAACUCCAACCGCCUAUGCAACCACAUGAUCGCGAAAGGUGUUCAGAUGAAUUAUUUUGUUAUCAGCGCUAUAUUUAAGCAUUAAAUAACUAUGUACAGUUGAAUGUA
Messenger RNA from Conger conger (European conger), 4367 nucleotides. It is a transcript of the gene ubac1, whose product is annotated as UBA domain containing 1. The transcript has 10 exons. Gene Ontology annotation, molecular function: protein binding. Lineage: Eukaryota; Metazoa; Chordata; Actinopteri; Anguilliformes; Congridae. The record is from RefSeq and is a predicted model, not a curated record. Bases 246 to 1508 code for a protein of 420 amino acids.